Molecule: messenger RNA, 1299 nt
Organism: Neomonachus schauinslandi (Hawaiian monk seal)
Lineage: Eukaryota; Metazoa; Chordata; Mammalia; Carnivora; Phocidae
Gene: HOXD3
Product: homeobox D3
Exons: 2
Coding region: 1-1299 (432 amino acids)
Biological process (GO): regulation of transcription by RNA polymerase II
Cellular component (GO): nucleus
Molecular function (GO): DNA-binding transcription factor activity, RNA polymerase II-specific; RNA polymerase II cis-regulatory region sequence-specific DNA binding
Source: RefSeq, a predicted model, not a curated record
AUGUUAUUUGAGCCGGGUCAGCAGGCCCUGGAACUUCCUGAGUGCACGAUGCAGAAGGCUGCUUACUAUGAAAACCCAGGACUCUUCGGAGGCUAUGGCUACAGCAAAGCCACUGACACUUACGGCUACGGCACCCCCCAUCAGCCUUACCCACCCCCUGCUGCUGCCAACUCCCUGGACACUGAUUACCCGGGCUCCGCCUGUUCCAUCCAGAGUUCGGUACCUCUGAGAGCCCCAGCCCACAAAGGAACUGAACUCAAUGGCAGCUGUAUGCGGCCUGGCACUGGGAACAGCCAGGGUGGGGGUGGUGGCAGCCAGCCUCCCGGCCUGAACUCAGAGCAGCAGCCACCACAGCCCCCUCCUCCACCACCACCCCUGCCCCCAUCCUCGCCCACCAAUCCUGGAGGUGGAAUGCCUGCCAAGAAGGCCAAGGGUGGGCCCAAUGCUUCUGGCUCCUCAGCCACCAUCAGCAAGCAGAUCUUCCCUUGGAUGAAAGAGUCCCGACAGAACUCCAAGCAGAAGAACAGCUGUACCACUGCAGGAGAGAGCUGCGAGGAUAAGAGCCCGCCGGGCCCGGCGUCCAAGCGGGUGCGCACGGCCUACACGAGCGCACAGCUGGUGGAGCUGGAGAAGGAAUUCCACUUCAACCGCUACUUGUGCCGGCCACGCCGCGUGGAGAUGGCCAACCUGCUGAACCUCACCGAGCGCCAGAUCAAGAUCUGGUUCCAGAACCGGCGCAUGAAGUACAAGAAGGACCAGAAGGCCAAGGGCAUCCUGCACUCGCCGGCGGGUCAGUCCCCGGAGCGCAGCCCGCCGCUGGGCAGCGCCGCCGGCCACGUGGCCUACUCCGGCCAGCUGCCGCCCGUGCCCGGCCUGGCCUACGACGCGCCCUCGCCGCCCGCCUUCGCCAAAUCUCAGCCCAACAUGUACGGCCUGGCCGCCUACACGGCGCCGCUCAGCAGCUGCCUGCCGCAGCAGAAGCGCUACGCGGCGCCCGAGUUCGAGCCCCACCCCAUGGCAAGCAACGGCGGCGGCUUCGCCAGCGCCAACCUGCAGGGCAGCCCGGUGUACGUGGGUGGCAACUUCGUCGACUCCAUGGCGCCCGCGUCCGGGCCCGUCUUCAACCUGGGCCACCUCUCGCACCCGUCUUCGGCCAGCGUGGACUACAGCUGCGCCGCGCAGAUUCCCGGCAACCACCACCAUGGACCGUGCGACCCUCAUCCCACCUACACAGAUCUCUCGGCCCACCACUCGUCUCAGGGACGCCUGCCCGAGGCCCCCAAACUGACGCAUCUGUAG